AAUGGCGUUCUAAGCAAAUUUAAAGAGUGACCACUGCAGCUCAUCACAGCUCAAAUGCGACACUGCAGUGUCCGGAGUGAUCGCAACUGCAUAUGAACAUGCGUUCCACGACGGUGAAGAGCCGUAAGAAAAAGGCAUCGCGUUUUGAUGAGUGACGACGAUGCCGUACCUCAACGCCGGCUGAAAACAACCAGCCUGCAUAGGGUAGCGCGAGCCGCGGCCUCCCCGAGGAACGUCGACCCACCUGAGCCGUCACCCUUGCUCACUCCUUACCAGCUUCCCGCCCUCAGGAAGAACAAGCCACCCCGAUACAAACACUGGAUGGGUCGGGCGUACUCGCGGGGCCAAAUCUACUCGGCCCUGCUGGUGGACAAGUGCAAUAACGUCAACGGGCUGGCGGAUGACACGAGACUGCUGCUGGCCGACGACGACGAGUACGCCGUCGGGCCGAGACGGUCGCCCAUCUUCGCUGUCUGCUGCAUCUUCCUCUUCCUACUCGCGCUACUAUACAUCCCCGUCUACUACCACGUCCAGGUUCGAGAGGCUCCCGUCGCCGGUUGGGAACGCAACUCGAGCCGCAACCUGCGCGAGUACGUCCAGCCGGACAAUCUGACUGCCAUUAUAGAACAACCCUCGAUAUGUGCCUCCAGCGGACCCAUUCUCUUGCUGGUUAUCGUCUGCUCCAGCGUCGACAACUUUGACGCGCGCCUCGCCAUCCGAGAAACAUGGGGCUCGCCAGCCAACGUGAGCGAUGAGACGCUGCGAUUGGCCUUUCUGCUUGGCGACACGGAGUCGCUCGAGCUGCAGAACAAGGUGGAAGCAGAGAGCGGCAAGUACGGCGACAUCAUUCAAGAAGGCUUCCUCGACACCUACAACAACCUGACCCUCAAGUCAGUGAUGCUGCUGAAGUGGGUGCGUUCGCACUGCCGACACGCGCAGUAUGUGAUGAAGACGGACGACGACAUGUACGUUAAUCUGCCCAAGUUGAUCACCUACCUCCAAGAGGACCUGGCCAAAUUCCGUCCCCGCAUCGCGAAACCCACUGCUGUCGAGCUUCCUGCCACCACCUUGACAAGCUCUCUGCCAGAUUUUGCAGACUCGCUUAGUGAGUUGCUCGUCGGAACUCUAAUUUGCAACGCGCAGCCCAUCUCCAACGCCCGAAGCAAGUGGUAUGCUCCGAAGUACAUGUUUGAAGGCCGGAGGUAUCCAAAGUACUUGUCUGGCACAGGAUACGUGAUGUCGGCAAGGGUGGUAAAAAAGCUGUUUGACGCAGCGUUGCACACGCCGCUGUUCCACCUGGAAGACGUGUACAUCACAGGUAUCUGCUCGAAAGCAGCCAAAAUCCGGCCGCACGACCACGGAGGCUUCAGCUACCAGAAGCGCAAGCUGGAGGCGUGCGCGUACCGCAACCAGCUGUUCACCAGCCAUCACAUGAACAGCACCGACCUGCGAACGGUGUGGGCCGCCGUGCAGGACCCCGGCCUCGUGUGUCCCAAAGUGGUGCCUACCGCCAAGAAACCCACCAAGAAGGGCAAGAAAGCCCCGAUAUGUGUUUGAUACGUGAACAUUUCAAGUGCCUGUAAAGCCAGAAAACUUACUUUUCACUACAGUUUAAUGCGAUUUUUGGAUGAUGCGUGUCAGCAGGUUCUGCAUUUUGCAAAAUUAAUUUAACUGGUUAAAUGAAGGGUUUGUGUGCACAAAUAGCGUGGUGAAUAUUAACUAGCCUUACCGAGGCAGAAAGUCGACUGAAAAGAGGUUGUGCAAUCGUACUCUAAAUAAGGGAAUGCCUCAAUUAUGAUGUAGUAAUUCACCAUCAUUAACUAAAGCUUAAUUUCGUACCGUGACUUCAAGUGAGCAAAAAUUGGCAACAAUAUUUAAUCCCUGAUCCAUCUCAACAGCUCUAACUAGAAGUCACUUGAGGUAUUUAGUUCUGCUACCAUUGCCUGUUUCUUUUCACCUCAAAUUUCGAUUUCAGCCGCACAUUGCUUCAUUAUUUAUUGACUCCGGGUCACGAUAACCCUUGAAGAUUUGUUCCUAAGGUUCCUACUGAAGCAAAAUCAGAAUUUGUACUGGCUGAUAUGUCCAAAUUUUGCUCGUGGAUCUAGAAAACUUACUAAUUUUACAUCACACAUUCUUCGAUCCUGGCCUAAUUGAAAGAGUGAAAUGUAGCAAAAGAGCAGCCGAUGAAGCCUGCUGAUUCUCUUCCCGUUUAGAAUCAAAGAGUAUAUAAGGAAAAGUGUGAUUCACCAAGUAAAUUGAUAAUAACUGAUAGCAAGCCGCAUUCCCUGUGAGGAUUUUAGUUGUUUAACUCGGGCCUGGUGCUUUUGUCAGUAUUUUCUAAUAUCUUGGACAGGCUGAAAUUUUAUUUUAUCUUGCGUCAGUCACAACUUUUAUCUUUCAAACUUGACGACAGUUGAUAUCAAAAAGAGCUGUUACCAAAAUUGUUGAUUUGUGUGCUAACAUAGAGAAUGCUAUUACAUGUUUUGUUGGAAUUGCUGGUGCUGGUUCUGCAAGAAAGCUGAGGUGCUGGAACGAAUAAUAUUGGAGUAGAAUGUUUCUAUGAAACACAAAUACUAUUUAGAUCCAAUUUUUGAAACAUCAAAUUUCAUAUGAGGUAUGUUUAACUCAAAGCCCUGUAAUCUCAAUCAAAAAGUUAUCUCUGUAUUCGUAUUUGUAUCCUCGCCUAACUAGCAUGCUAGAAGUAACUUAUUAUUUUAUUAUCAAAAGUACACUUCUUGGAUCUUUGAAAAAGCGAGUCAUAAUAUUAUCUUUGCACUUAAAUUAAUAGAAUGCUUUCAACGCAUUUGACAUAGUAAUUAAUUUUUUUUAUUUUGAUUCUUAAGUAUAAAAUCGACCAUCUCCUAAGGUGCUAAUUAUUAGAAUUAUCCAUAGAUUCCACCCAAACUACUAUUUUGAAGUGGCUCCACAAAAUAUUUGGUCUUUCAAGAUGCCAACAAUAUUCCCUAAUUAAAACAUAUUCUUUAUUUAAAGGUAGUGCAAGAAGUCAGUUCAAUUUUUGGAUUUUAGUCAAUUGUUAAGAUUGUAAUAUUGUGAUAAAUGAAAGGUUUCUUUAAUUAUAUAAUGCGAGAUGAAGUAUUAUAAUAAAAUGAGAAAUUCCAAACAUAA
Messenger RNA from Cloeon dipterum, 3126 nucleotides. Its product is annotated as beta-1,3-galactosyltransferase 1-like. Gene Ontology annotation, cellular component: Golgi membrane. The transcript is spliced from 5 exons. The record is from RefSeq and is a predicted model, not a curated record. Lineage: Eukaryota; Metazoa; Arthropoda; Insecta; Ephemeroptera; Baetidae. Gene Ontology annotation, molecular function: hexosyltransferase activity. The coding region runs from base 148 to 1557 and encodes 469 amino acids.